GCAUUGGAGCGCCCCCUAUUGAUAUCUGUAAUAAGUGCAGGGUCAAUGUCCGAGUCAGACAUACUGUUAUGCCCUGGUGGAACAGGUUACCAGGAAUAAGUAUAUGGAACAUCACCCCGUCUUGUACAACUAUAAAUCAUUGGGCACCCAACACAAACCCAACAUGGCAGUUUGUUGAAGGAGACUCCUACCCAAGCCACAGCGGACUUAGUAUAACUAUAAGCAACCUAAAUAUUCUGCUCUAAUCUACUCUAUUCAAGACACCAUGGGAGUCAAGGGACUGCAAACGUAUGUAGAGAAGAACUGUCCCCAUGCCUGUGAAAAGGUCGAUCUUAGAAGACUUGCACAGGACUACCGAGAAAAUCACGGGAAAACGCCUGUGCUUGUUGUGGAUGGCCUGAGCUGUGUACGGGACCACUUCUACCAUGGUGGUCUCCCCUGGGUGUACGGUGGACAGUGGCAGGAGUUCCUAACCUCGCUGCAAAACUUUGUACAGGACUUCCAAUCAGCUGGGAUCGAAGUUGUGUUCAUCUUCGACGGCGUUGUUGAGAAAUCGAAGCGACCUGUGUGGAUCUCCCGAAGGAAAAGUGAGCUUAAGACAGUGAAGAAAAUCUUCCAGCACAUCAGAACAACCAAGAGGGAGCCAAAUCGGAGACUUCUUUGCCUUCCACCAGGUACGGGGAUGUUUGCUGGGCUCGGACUCAAGAGUCUUGGUAUCCGUGUCUACCACUCUUUGGUCGAGGCUGAUCGAGAGAUUGCAGAGUUCGCUGUCUCCGAAGACUGUUUCGGAAUCCUGAGCCAAGACAGCGACUUUCUGAUCUACGACAUGGGUGCUGCGUCUUAUUUCUCUGCUCAAAGUCUCAAGAGGCGGAAAGGUGGCUUUACAACUGUGAGGUACCGUGCUGAUGAGCUCUGCGAUCACCUUGGCCUCGAGCGUUCCGACCUCCCUCUUCUCUCAUGCUUGCUUGGCAAUGACGUCAUUCCACACACCAAGCUGGAAAACUUUCAUUCUAGAGCAGCACGAGGUUCACAGCUCAUUCCAGCUCUCGCCAAAUUUAUAAAUGACCUGCCUCCGGACAUCACAGUUCCCGACAUUGCUCGUAGAGUUUUCUCUUCUCCAGGUAAUAUACAGCAGUUCGUACAGGGUAUGCUGUCCUACGUUUUGCCUGGCCAAACUACAAAAUGGCCCAUGCCUGUGUCAAUGUUGACUAAUGUAGUGCCAUCACUUCAAGAAGCACCAUCAAAUGAAGAAAAAGGCAAGACUACCAAGGGACACAGUCCUGUCAGACAUGUGAAACCUGAUAUCGAUGCCGAAAUUCUUCGAGAAGCCAAACGAAGACACCAGAAUACAGAGAACAUUAAAGCAAUCUAUGAGAUCCUGACAGUGGCAGAGGGAGACAGUGGAGUUUACCUGGAGGAGGAAGACAGUGGCAUCCCUCCCGCCUCCAUAUUCUACAAGUCCAUUAGGGAGAAGCUACACGGGGUCCUGUACGGGGUGGGGGUGCGACCGUUAGAUGGAACAGCCCCAGGAGUUGACCAGUGCAGCAGGCAACUGUCGAGGCUUACGAUUGGUGAAGAAGAGAUUGUUGUUGGACGUAACGCUGCCAAGGAUUGGUCGGCCCACCCUGGCGCUACGCUGAAAGAACCCGACAUCAUCCUGGCUAAACCUCUGGAUAUGCCAGGGGGCACUCCUACACUGGAGGAGCUGUGGUUUGGCCCGGGUGUGAGGAAUGUCGCUCUGCGAUGGAGGGCCUUCAUGUCCGGCAUGUCCUGCUCUAUACCAACAGACAGACAAAAGACCAUCCCUAGGAACCUCAAGGUCCUUGUAGUUGUCCUACACUACAUGGUGAGACAGAGUGUGCUGGAGGACUGGGAGGUGGAUGCCUUCCUUAUACAGGCUCUACUCUGCAACGACUGGUACAAAAUCAGGAGAAGGAAUGUUCCGGUGUACCCGCGAGCGGUGCAGCUGGCAGCCUUAUUCGUGAAGGGCCUUGCUGUUGCCAUAGCGAUGAACUGCGCGUGUGGCUGGCCCCUCCCCACGGAGUCGUGCCUCCCAUGGUGGUUCUUUGACGGGAAGUUUUUCCUCCAUGUCUACCUCCAGGCCAGGAGUGGGACCGGCGCCUGGGAUCUGUGUGGAAGAAGUGAGUCUAGAUGGCAGCUGUUCCAGCUACUGAAGGGAUGUGUGUCAUGUGGGCAGCCGAGGGAGAUCAGGAUACAAUCUGGUGAAACAAACGAUAGCUUCCAGUCACAAGGUUCAACAACUUUUCAUCAAUCAGGUAACAAAGCACAAAAUCGGGCUAGUACACCACAGGAACAGUCCACUAGGCCUGUGUCUGUGGAAUCAUUUGAGUCUGGGAGGCAGUCUGGCAAAACACAUCAUCACAGCCAAUCACAAACUCCAACAGGUUAUCAACAAUCAGGUAACAGAACACAAAAGUGGGCUAAUAGACCACAGGAAGAGUCCACUAGGCCAGUGUCUGUGGGAACAUUUGACUGUGUGUCUAGUUAUGGAGGAUCAUUUGAGUUUUGGAGGCAAUCUGGCAAAAUGCAUCAACGCAGCCAGCCACAAACUCCAAUAACUUUUCAACAUCCUGGUAAUAGAAGUUCACAGAAACAGGCUACCAGGCCUGUGUCUAAGGGAACAUUUGACUGUGUGUCUAGUUAUGGAGGAUCAGGUGAGCCUGGAAAGCAAUCUGAAGGAACAAACCAUUGUAGCCAAUCAGCAGGCUUUCAACAGUCAGGUAACAGAACAAAGCAGUAUCUUUCUAAAUCUAAGGAAACAUUUGAUGGGGAUGCCAAACCAAAGGACUUGUCAUCAGAGCAAGGCAUGAAGAAGAAGAAGCAUAACAGAAGAAGGAAGAAAGGGAAUGAAGCCAUUGCCAAACCAUCUUUAGAAACAGUCUAGUAGUGAAAACUGCCCAAGACUGCCCAACCUGGAAGGGCUCAUAAAAUCUGGUCUAUCAUUUGACAGUCACUCAUACCGACAGGAUUCUUAGUGCCUGUGUCAAUGGAAAAAUUAUCUAAGAGACCAUCAAAAAGUGGUCACAAUGGCCAUGUACACCAGUACAGGUUUGACUCGGUAUAUCAAUGGCCAGGUGAUGCUUAUGUAGAGGUGGUCACUGGUACAGGUUUGAAUGUACACACAGUUACAAAGACCAUGGAACCAACACAGUAUUUUGAACCACACUUUAUUGUGUCGUACAGUAUAUGCAACGCACAUGCAGCAUAUAUACAUUCACUGAGUGUAUGGCUAAAAGACUAUAAAAUGGCAUUAAUUCUGUUGUUUGCAGAAUGGUAAUAAUGCAAUAUAAAUCUGCAAUAUCGAUACAUGAAUUGUUUCUUGUGCAAAAUGCCAUGAUUGUUCGGUUCGGUUCUGAGUGCAAUAUAACAACUCGACUACAGUAAGAUGUGUUAGCUUGAUUGGCACUUGCCAUCUUGAUGAUAAAAUUGUGGAUUUUUAUGUACAUUUAAGAAUGUCUAAAGGCACCUGACUUCCACCUAAAUCAUAGCAGCCUAUACAGUUUCACAUAAACUCAAGUAUCAUUUUCUUCCAAGGAAAGUACUGACAUUGUAGAUUCCCAAGAAACAUACUGAGUCUGGUAUUACAAUUUGCUUGAUUUCCAUUUUCCACCACCAAAAUAUUCUGACGAGUUUUACAUAGUUUUUGGAUCAAUUUUGACAUUGAAAUACGAACUACAUGACUUUUGUAUCUUUCAGUAAGAUAACAAAAAGUUGAGAAGAUUACAAAACAGUUCACAGCUG
This is a messenger RNA of Branchiostoma floridae (Florida lancelet), 3762 nucleotides long. RefSeq names its product constitutive coactivator of peroxisome proliferator-activated receptor gamma-like. The transcript is spliced from 7 exons. NCBI's taxonomy places the organism in Eukaryota, Metazoa, Chordata, Leptocardii, Amphioxiformes, Branchiostomatidae. The record is from RefSeq and is a predicted model, not a curated record. Bases 266 to 2905 code for a protein of 879 amino acids. Gene Ontology annotation, cellular component: nucleus.